AUGUUGAAGGAAAACCACUGUUUGGUUAUUCGUAAUCCAUCGUUGGGGGAAAAUCGGCAAAAAGUUAAGUACGUUUCGUCGGCAUUGAAGAUUAAUCUCAAUGAUAAUACGGUUGUUACUGCUUGCAACAAGGCUGUUGGCUCUGAGUGGGGAUUUGAGUUUGUUCCGUUUGACUAUUUAGUAGAGAAUCCUGAAGAUGACAGCAAUUCAUUCAAAUCUUCGAUUGACGUAAUUGGCUAUGUUGUUAGAAGCUUUCCGUUUGAACUUAAAGAUAACAAUAACAAUGGUAAAGAGGAAAAGAAGCUAACGGUUAUGCUUGAAUAUUUGAGUCAUAAGCAAAUCUAUGUCACACUAUGGGAUGAAUAUGCCGAGCAAAUUUUGGAAUUUGAAAGGAACAACAAAGAUGAAAAGAAUGUUGUUAUCGUUCUUCAAUUUGCAAAAUAUAGGUUUUGGCAAGGUUUUGUAUACGUCUCCAACAUGUAUACGGUUACUCGUGUUUUCAUCAACAAGGAUAUUGAUGAGAUUAACCAGUUUAAGAAAAGUUUCAUUGCACAACUGUCCUCCGAGAAAUCGUCCGAGUACUCUGGUCUGAGUUCAACUGUAAUGAAAUCUCCUACCGACGAGUUUCUAACAGAUAUUAACUUCAGUACUAUAGGAGCCCUUACCGAAAUAACUGAGAAAAAAUUUGUUAUUGUUCUUGGCACCAUAAAGAGUUUUGCUUCGGAAAGUGAAUGGUUUUAUAAUGCAUGUAAGAACUGCAAUUGCAAGGUCUCCACCAAGACGGUUCAAAAAGAUAAAGCUGAUGGAACUGAUGGUGUUGAGGAGGUUGUUAUCCUCGAGUGCAAGAAUGCCCCGUGUAACAAGAAGACCGUGUAUUCCGUUCCCAGGAUAAAGGUUCUAAUCCAUGUUCAAGAUUGUACGGGCAUUGUUACUCUUACCAUGUUUGAGCGUGAGGUCGUAAAGCUUCUCAAUGUUAACGCCAAUCAAUUGCUAGACAAGAACUUGGAGUUGGCUAAUGAAGGAAGAUUCCCAGAGGAACUUAAAGCUUUACUCGGAAAGAAGUUGGCCUUCAAGAUCGCUAUAAGUUUGUAUAACAUCCAAAAGAAGUUUGAUGGAUACUCUGUUUCCAAAUUAACAGAUAAUACAACCGUGAUCUCGGAGCUGGAUAGGAAUUUUGAUGUAUUCCAGCCUGCUGAUGAAGACCGUGAAGAUGGUGGUUUGCCUGUUAUAGACCCAACAAACGAGGAUCUCGCCAAGGAUUCUGUUUCCCGUACUGGCGAUGAUGUAACUCCAAUAUCUAAUGUGUCCAGAACCUUUUUUACAACAUACAUGUUGGAUGGGGACAAUACCUGA
This is a messenger RNA of Helianthus annuus (common sunflower), 1353 nucleotides long. Its product is annotated as replication protein A 70 kDa DNA-binding subunit B. The record is from RefSeq and is a predicted model, not a curated record. Bases 1 to 1353 code for a protein of 450 amino acids. The transcript has 10 exons. Gene Ontology annotation, molecular function: DNA binding. Gene Ontology annotation, cellular component: nucleus. Gene Ontology annotation, biological process: DNA replication; DNA recombination; DNA repair. NCBI's taxonomy places the organism in Eukaryota, Viridiplantae, Streptophyta, Magnoliopsida, Asterales, Asteraceae.